AUGAGGAAGGAGAACCGGAGCAGCACAUCCAAGUUCCUCCUUCUGGGGCUCCCCAUCCAGCCAGAGCAGAGGGGCAUCUUCUCUGCAAUGUUCCUGGCCAGGUACCUGACCACAGUGCUGGGGAACCUGCUCACCAUCCUGCUUAUCAGGCUGGACUCUCACCUCCACACCCCCAUGUACUUCUUCCUCAGCCACUUGGCCUUCACUGACAGUUCCCUUUCAUCUAUUGCAGUUCCAAAAAUGCUGGUGAAUCUGCAGGCAGCAAAAUCCAUCACCUAUGAAGGCUGCAUUUCUCAAAUGUACUUUUUUGUUCUUUUUGGAUGUCUUGACAAUUUCCUUCUUGCAAUGAUGGCCUAUGACAGGUAUGUGGCCAUCUGUCAACUGCUGCAGUGUGUUGCUGUCAUGAGGCAGGAGCUGUGUGUCUUCUUAGUAGCUGGGUCUUGGUUUUUCUGUUGUGUCCAUGCACUGUUGCACAACCUUCUCUUAGUCCAGCUGUCCUUCUGUGCUGACAAUACCAUUCCUCAUUUCUUCUGUGACCUCACUGCCCUCCUGAAUGUCAGCUGCUCAGACAUCUCCCUCAAUGAGCUGGUCAUCUUCACUGAAGGAGGAAUACUUUUCAUCAUGCCUUUGAGUAGCUUCUUGGCCUCUUAUGUCUGUAUAGGUGCUACUGUCCUGAGUGUUCCCUCCACUAAGAGAUUCUUUAAAACAUUUUCUACUUGUGGCUCCCAUCUCUUUAUGGUGUCUUUGUACUAUGGGACACUUGCAAGUGUUUACUUUUUCUCUUCAUCAUGGGGCUCCAAUGACAAGGACAUAAUUGCCUCUGUCAUAGUUACAGCCAUGUUGAGCCCUUUCAUCUACAGCCUGAGGAACAGAGAUAUAAAACAGGCCAAUUUGUCAAUAAGGCCAAUUUCUUUAGUGACAAUCACUAUAUCCAUUUAUUUCAUUCAUGAGCACUUGUGGUAUAUUUUCUAA
Molecule: messenger RNA, 972 nt
Organism: Castor canadensis (American beaver)
Lineage: Eukaryota; Metazoa; Chordata; Mammalia; Rodentia; Castoridae
Source: RefSeq, a predicted model, not a curated record